CUUUACGGUUUGUGAUUCCUUUUCCCACCCACUAUACGUUCCUUCUUUCUUCUUUCUUUUCUCUCCUUUACCCUCUAAUGCCUCUCGUUCGUUCACAGUCUGCUUGGUCUUUCGCUUCCAAUUCAGAUUCCCCAUAUCCUGACAGCGUCAAUAGGCGAUCUCGUGGUGAAUUCCCCUCAAUAUACGAGAAGGUCUUCAAUUUUCCUCUGAUCAGCUCCUACUGGCCCUUAUUCCGAAAAUUUCUUCAGCUUGCCCUUGCGGUAGACCCACAGCUAUGGGGGUCGGAGCUGUCUGCAAACGUGGUUGAAGCGGACGAUGAGUUGCACGCUCCGGAUAAGAAGACCAGGGAUAUAGAGCACGAUGGAAAUGCGUGGUCAAAACGGGGUGUUCUGAAUCUGGGUUUUCUGCUCUUCCUGUGUUCAGGUAUUAUGGCAUUAUUUAUUGGUUAUCCGGUAGCCCAUUCGCUUUUGUCACCCUCGCUUUCUACACAAGGUGCAUUCAACAUUGGCGGUUUGAAUGCUAGCGGCCAGGUACCCACGAUGCCGGGAAAUUGGGGCUUGAUAGAUCUUGAAACUCCACAGGAGGUGCAAACUCUACCGUCAUGGAAGGAUCCUUCCAAAACCAUGCAACUUGUAUUUUCCGACGAGUUUAAUACACCAGGAAGGUCGUUUUACCCUGGAGAUGAUCCUUACUGGGAAGCAGCCGAUCUUCAUUAUUGGGAAACCAAUAACUUGGAGUGGUACUCUCCCCAGGCAGUAACUACUGCCAAUGGGUCUCUGAUUAUCACCCUCUCUGAACAGAACACACACGAUCUGAAUUUUCAAGGCGGCCUGGUUGCUACUUGGAACAAGUUCUGUUUUACUGGUGGUUACGUAGAGACGUCACUGGUGAUUCCGGGAGCAAAUAACGUGUUGGGUCUCUGGCCUGCAGUCUGGACCAUGGGGAAUUUAGGGCGAGCAGGAUAUGGUGCGACAUUAGAAGGCACCUGGCCAUACACUUACGAUACUUGCGAUGUCGGCACUGUACAAAAUCAAACAAUAAACGGACAGCCUGAAGCUGCCACAGUCAAUGGGGAUACCGGAAAAGGCGGUGUCUUGAGCUACCUCCCAGGACAGAAACUUUCGAGGUGUACGUGCGCUGGAGAAGACCAUCCAGGACCUAAACAUGACGAUGGAACCUUCGUGGGCAGAUCGGCUCCUGAAAUAGAUGUUCUCGAGGCUCAGAUUGACCAAAACACGUUCGUAGCUGAAGUCUCGCAAAGUGCUCAAUGGGCACCCUUCAAUCGGGCAUACAUAUGGAAUAAUGAUUCGGAUAAUAUGAUUCUUGCGGACCCCUCAAUUUCACAACUCAAUGGCUUCAUGGGCAAUGUCGAGCAACAAGCUACCUCAGUUGUGACUGCUACUAAUGCCUCUUGCUACGAGUACGACGGAGGAUGCUUCCAAACUUACGGUUUCGAGUAUAAGCCAGGAUUCGAUGACGCGUACAUCACAUGGAUUUCGAGUGGAAAAAUAUCCUGGGGAUUAAAUGUUGCUGGGCUUGGCGCGGACUCUUCUGUUGAGAUCUCUGCUCGACCAGUUCCGCAGGAGCCGAUGUAUCUAUUAGCAAAUUUAGGCAUGUCUACAAACUUUGGACCUGUAGAUCUAAACCACCUUCAAUUUCCUGUUCAUUUAACCAUUGACUAUAUCCGCGUAUAUCAGCCUUCGGAUGCUAUCAACAUUGGAUGUGAUCCUCCUGAUUUCCCGACCGAAGCAUAUAUCAACAAGCAUCUCGAAGCAUAUUCAAAUCCCAAUCUGACAACUUGGCGCGGCGACUACGGUCAGCCUUUCCCAAAGAAUAGUUUCCUGGGCCAAUGCUAGAACACGCUUGCAACGACCAUACCUGAUCGUCCUUCCCCUCUCUAACACGGACUUGGAUUAGCCCACCCAGCGUGUACAAUGCUUGAAUGACUAGACACCACCUACCUAUCUAUCUCCAAGUUGAUCUUCGAUGUUGUCCUUUCUACGACUCGCAUGUCUUGCUUUCCAUACUCGUGCACCUUGCUCAAAUUGUGCUUUCAUAUUUUGACUGGAUAUACAUAUACAUUGCAUUGUUGUCGUUCUGUUGCUUUCAUACAUCCUGCUGACCGCUCUUGGACGUUCUUAAUAAUUACUUCUUCUAUGGACAUACCCCUCCCAUUUCAAAGCUAGGUGCUUGAGUUGUAUCUGUACUCUUUCUUGUACUAUUCGUAGAAUAUGAC
Lentinula edodes (shiitake mushroom) is the source of this 2236-nucleotide messenger RNA. RefSeq names its product beta-glucan synthesis-associated. Gene Ontology annotation, cellular component: plasma membrane; endoplasmic reticulum membrane. The record is from RefSeq and is a predicted model, not a curated record. Gene Ontology annotation, molecular function: glucosidase activity. The transcript has 19 exons. NCBI's taxonomy places the organism in Eukaryota, Fungi, Basidiomycota, Agaricomycetes, Agaricales, Omphalotaceae. Bases 78 to 1856 code for a protein of 592 amino acids. Gene Ontology annotation, biological process: (1->6)-beta-D-glucan biosynthetic process; fungal-type cell wall organization.